AUAGAAAAUGGGAUAAUUUAGCGUCAAUCAUGCCGUUCCGCAAGGCAACGAAUUACAAACGAUUCAAUGUUGGGGAAUACAUGCGCAACAAAAUAUUGGCAUGGGAAGGAAAUAUGAGCAAGCAAAAGAAAGCAAAAUGUGUGUCUAAGAAACUUAAACGUCUUGAUGAUAAGGUAAAGAAAUUGGUGAAUGAAGUGGAAGAGUUAGAUAGCAUCAGGACAGAGUUCAUUGAAGGUGGAAGUAGGCAGGGGGAACAAGAGGAGAAAGGUUUUAGCAUAGGCAGGAAGGCAGUUGUUAGGCAAAGAAACAAACCAACUGGGCAAGCUGGUGUGGAGUCCACUGGUCGAACACGCAGGAUGGAGACUAUGUUGGCGGCUAAUGCCAUUCAUGGAGGUAAUAAAGAUGAUACAAAGCCUGGUGCCAUUGGAAUGUUGGAGACAUUAGAAAAUAAGUGCAAAGUGGGUGAUAUAGUAAAAGGAUUAGAAAAGUGCAGUAAGUUUAAGAGCAAGGUUUUUCCAAAAAUUUACAAAGAAGAUUUGAAGAAGUUCGAAAGAUCAGAUGAGAAUAUGUUAAGAUCGAUUGCUGUGUAUUAUAGCAAAGGAGUUAUGGGCAAAGAAAAGUAUAGAAGAGUUUAUAAGGCUAGCUCAUAUGAGCAGAUAUGUGGUAGUAAGAGGGCUAAACGUGUUAGUGUUGCUAAAUGUCCCACCCCUCGGCUGGUUCCCUAUGAUAGAUUAAUGCAAUACAUUAAAUCUAUUGAUAUUGGUAAGUUAUUUAGUGUUCGUGAACAUCUGUGCAAUGGGUUGGAUGAGUGUGAGAAGGUCAAUGGUUUUUACAGAGAUAUAGAAGAUAUUCUUGUUAAGCUUGCAGAAUUUUAUUUGAACAUUGGUAAGUAUAAACUUUUCAACUUUAAUCAGCCAAACUCAUUUCAUGUUGCUAUUGGUGGAGAUGGGGCCCUUUGGAAGAGAUGA
Messenger RNA from Xenia sp. Carnegie-2017, 968 nucleotides. RefSeq lists its product as uncharacterized. The transcript is spliced from 3 exons. The record is from RefSeq and is a predicted model, not a curated record. Lineage: Eukaryota; Metazoa; Cnidaria; Anthozoa; Malacalcyonacea; Xeniidae. The coding region runs from base 30 to 968 and encodes 312 amino acids.